AUGUUAUGAGUCGUGCUCUCUAAAGUUUGGAGGAAAUAGAAAGCCCAACCCCCAGUGCAGAGGUAUGUCACGUGCUAUCUUCUACAUAAUCUGUGUGUAGUAUCUGAUUAACUUUUCAGCAAGCUGACCUAUUAUACCCUGACAAAUAACUGAGGUAAAUAACGCUGAGUCCAUAUACUGAGCUAUCACCUGAUUGUCAUUAAACUUUGUCGAAAAGGGUUAGAUUGAAUCACACGUGCCCGGCCAGCCCUUUGAACAAAUUUUCUGCUCACUCUAGCCCCAGAUUCCCCGGGUGUAGCUAAAGGCCACUCUGUAGCUUGGAUUAGGCAACCUCAAUACUGACGAAAACACUCUUUUCAGAGCAUCUCCUGGUAUCAUCAGAAAUGUCCUCCUUAAGUGGGAAGGUCCAAACUGUUUUGGGCCUGGUAGAGCCAGGCAAACUGGGCCGCACUCUGACCCACGAACAUUUGACAAUGACCUUUGACUGCUGUUACUACCCACCUCCUCCACGUUACAAAGCUACCUCCGAAGAACCUAUUAUGAUGAAAAAUUUAUUUUGGAUUCAAAAGAACCCUUAUUCCCAUAAGGAGAAUCUUCAGCUGAAUCAGGAGACGGAAGCCAUCAGGGAAGAACUGUUGUAUUUUAAAGCCAACGGUGGAGGGGCUUUGGUCGAGAACACUACUGUUGGCAUCAGCCGAGACGUGAAGACUUUGAAGUGGCUUGCCGAAGAGACCGGCGUCCAUAUCAUAUCUGGAGCUGGAUUUUAUGUGGACGCAACUCACUCUCCAGACACCAGAGCCAUGUCAGUGGAACAGCUUACUGAUGUCCUCAUUAAUGAAAUUCUCCAUGGAGCUGAUGGAACUAGCAUCAAGUGUGGGGUCAUUGGAGAAAUCGGUUGCUCCUGGCCUCUGGCAGAGAGUGAGAAGAAGGUUCUUCAGGCAACAGCUCAUGCUCAGGCUCAGCUCGGCUGUCCUGUUAUUAUUCAUCCUGGAAGGAAUCCAAGCGCACCAUUUCAGAUUAUCCGAGUGUUGCAAGAAGCAGGUGUAGACGUCUCCAAAACGGUUAUGUCCCACAUUGAUAGGACUAUACUUGAUAAAAAGGAACUCCUGGAGUUUGCUCAACUUGGCUGUUACUUGGAAUAUGAUCUCUUUGGGACUGAACUCCUUCAUUACCAAUUCAACCCGGAUAUCGACAUGCCCAAUGAUAAUAAACGAAUUAGGAGAGUGCGUCUUCUGGUGGAUGAAGGCUACGAAGAUCGAAUUCUGAUGGCACACGACAUACAUACGAAGCAUCGGCUGAUGAAGUAUGGAGGUCACGGCUACUCUCAUAUACUUACCAACAUUGUUCCUAAAAUGUUGCUUAGAGGGAUCACUGAGAAUGCACUUGAUAAGAUACUAAUAGAGAACCCUAAGCAAUGGCUAACUUUCAAGUAGGAUGGUUGUUUACAGACUCACACCUUGAGUAGAAAGCUCGCAGAGAACAUUUUUCAGUGAUUUCAAACCCACAGUGAGAUAUUAAUCAGGGCUAUGUAGGACGAAUGACGGAUCAUUUCCUAUUUAUGAGAAUUAGAAAUUUUGCCUUCUCAGAAACCAGCUGGUACAUCGGUACCUUUAGGAAUUACUGACCUAACGGAGCCCUCUUGUUCUGCCUUUAACAAAAUAAAUACAGAAGCACCUAUUUCCAAACAGUGAUUUACAUUCUGUAUCCCCUCUAGCAAAGUUUUGCUUUGUUUUGUUUUCUUAAUCUAUCAGCUGCACUACUUGAGGAAAUUUAAAGUGUUUCUAGUUAAAUUACCCCCUUCUGGAGCAAUCUAAUGUUUCUUGUAAUAUUGAUGAUCCUACUAAUUAUCCUGCUGUUCUUUAAUUAAUGCUUAAUGAAUAAUAUGGCACUUGAAAAUAGCUUCUGCAGCAAGGGAAGUUAAAGUUUGAGGCUUUUUCCCCCCCAAAGGACACUGUAAUACAAUCACCAAUUCACAAUGAUAAAAAUAUUGUCGAAGCUUGAUUAUAUUCAUUAUAUAUUGUAGAAGUUGUCUACCUAUCUAUAUUGACUGGUAAUAAAUCAGUUUUGUUGCCUGUG
Messenger RNA from Neofelis nebulosa (Clouded leopard), 2076 nucleotides. RefSeq names its product phosphotriesterase related (gene PTER). The transcript has 5 exons. Gene Ontology annotation, biological process: catabolic process. NCBI's taxonomy places the organism in Eukaryota, Metazoa, Chordata, Mammalia, Carnivora, Felidae. The coding region runs from base 384 to 1433 and encodes 349 amino acids. Gene Ontology annotation, molecular function: hydrolase activity, acting on ester bonds; zinc ion binding. The record is from RefSeq and is a predicted model, not a curated record.